GAUGAGGCCACUGCACUCCAGCCCGGGCAACAAAGCGAGACCCUGUCUCAAAAAAAAAAAUGUAAUUGAAUUUGUACUUUUAAUUGGAAAAUGAGAUAGUUGGGAUGUGGGUAGAUCAGAUAUUUGGAAAAAAAAGACAUAGGGAUUUUAAUGUAGUUACAGAUUUAGCUGUCUGGCCCACCCAGGACAAUAUUAUUUGUUAUAUCUUGAUUUUAUCUUGUAUUCCUUUCUUGAGCAACAAGAUACUUUUCUGGUUGUCCAAUUUACCUGGGGAAAAUGGGUAUUUGGCUAAAAUAGUCCAUCUCUACAAUCUACAGGAAAAUGAUCAGAGCCUGAAUUGGCCACUAGUAGCUAAAUCAGAGAAAUAAGGUACACAAUUUUCAAUGUCUAAAAUGAAACUACUUCCAAGAAGCAUUACUAUACCUGAUACCAAAACUCAAGAGAUACUUUGUCCUAAGGUUUUCAUUAAGAUGUCAGAAAUGUUUUCAUAGAGUAAGUAUUCCUAGAAUGAGAACAGUGUUUCACAUGACUGUUUCUUGUAACCUUUUUUCCUGCUGGCUGAGGGCAUAAUGCCAGAGUAUAAUGGUAUAAAUAAGAGGCCUAAAAACAGUCUUAAUCUGAAUACAGUAGUGUUUCAGGUAUUGUUAGGAAUAUAUCUAUACAGUAAUUGGGUUGGAAUGUAUAGUCUUAAAGCAAAUGCUACAUGAGUAUUUAUUGCAGUUUUUAAGCUCUGUCUUAUUUCAUUAGUUUGAUCAGUAUUCAAUUCUAUGAGGUAGGCACUGGAGCAGUGAACAAGAAAAGGCAGUGUGCUUUCCUGAUUGAUUUUUAUUCAUGCAUUACAUAUAUAAAUAUAUAUUAUAUGUUUAUGUGUAUUUUAUGUAUCUGUGAGCCCUAUCCUUUAUCGAAUGAGUUAGGCUAGAAAUAAUUGGGAAUUAAUGUACAAAACAGGAUUCUUUUAUUGUGUCUUUGCCAGAAUAAAAUUUUAGCACUUAAGCAUUUCAAAUAGCAUACAUACUAUAGGUAUGUAAUAAAUGCUCCCUGAGUUAAAAUACAAGAAUGCUAACUGCAUAUUUAUAGAGGUUUUGAUUGGAAUAAGCCAGUUAAUUUUAUGGCUGUGGCUAAAACUUAAUGCAGUGUAGGCUGUCUUAAUGAUGUGCCAAACAGGAGAGAGUUCAGAUUGCAAUAAACAUAAAAGUUAGAUUGUUUAUUUUUUAAUUUAUUGUUCAAGUCACCCUGUAUAUUGUUUUGGAGUACCAUGUCUUAAGAGAAAACAUUUAAUAUAUUGAAAGGAUAGAGAUCUAGGAGCUUUAGGUCUGAAGUGAUGUCAUGUGAGUAGUUGGAAAAAGUAAGUUUAUUGUAGAAAAAUGAUUACUGAGAUAGAUCUUGAUAUGACACCCACAUUCAAGUACUUAAAGAGCUUUCUCAGAAAGAGUCAUUCAAAUCACAUAGGACCAGGAGAAUGGUAUUUGAUACCACCUUGUCCUGUCUGCUCAUUUUAUAUUUAGAGGACAGAGCCAGUAGAUAAAAUCAUAGGUGCUUAGAUUUUUAUUAGCUCAAUAUGAUGAGCCGAUACUUAACAACUAGAUACUUAAAAAGUAGAACACAGCUUGUGAAUAGCACAGUUUUUUGUGGAGGUAUAGAGAAUCUGGCUAGCUCCUUGUCAGGCAUGCUGUGUUACCUGAUGGCUGAAUUUUUUUCUAGUUAUCUGGAUUGCACACUGCAUUGUACUCUAAAGUGCUAUGCUUUAUUGCUUUACUGGACAUUAUCAACUAAAAUUGCGAGUAGUAACUUUAAAAAUUUAAGUUGUUCAUUCCUAUUACAACAUAGAAAAAAGUGUAGCAAUACAGCAUUUAUUUUAAAUCUUAAGACUUUAUGCCAUAUCCUUUAUGACAUGCCAGAUCUUUGGAUGAUAAAUAAUUUGACAUUAGCUGUAAGAUUAAGUUAUUUGGACCCUGACAAUAUAUAAAAUUAUCUGGAUUGAUUAUCACUAAACAUGAGAAGAAUGAAAUGGAAACAUCAGGAGACCUACUGCAUAACUGGACUGGAUGGGUGGUCCAGAAGCAGAAUGAGACUGGAAGGACAUCCUUUAAACUGUUUUUGGUGUUCUAGGUUUUAACCAACUCUUUUGAAGUGAUUGACAGGAGUCAAGGCAUCUCUACGUGUGAACAUAAGAAUAUAUCAGAAAACAGAUGACAGAAUCAAUAAGUCAUGAAUGUUCUAAAAAUAAUGUGGCUGGAAAAAAUCAUGCAGUUCACUUUUAUGCUUUUAGAGAGGUUUAGCUAUAGCGUAAUAUUUUUGUUCAAUUUAAAAGUAGUGUGAGUAGUUAUAGACAAUAUAAAGGCCUAUUGAUUCAAAUGUCAAGCAAAACCUAAACUUUAUUUCAUAUAGAUCUAUCAUUUAAAGGUUCAGAUUUUUAAACGUCCUGCCUUUAGUGUUUAAACAUUUAACUUGGAUUUUAUAAUUUUAAAACUAUAUAAAUUGCUAUUGUAGUGAUGUAUAGUAGGUAAUAGAUAUAAGUAGCUGGUUUCACCGGUGGUUUCCACUAAUUUUUUUUAUUGUCAAUACAAAAAAGCAGAGGAAUUUUUCAGGAUAACUUAAUUUGAAACAUUUUAAUAUCAAAGAAUCUUGCUCUUAAUUAGUCUCAAACAGUAUUUAUGCUUGAAUAAUUAUAAAGGUAUAAAGAAACUCUUAUCGUGUGUAAUCUUUAAAGUUGCACUGGCAUGAUUUAAGUAUUCCUUUUGAGUAGCCUGAAGUGUAGGAAAUGCAGAAGGAAAAAGGCAUAUGUAUUUUUCUUCUUUUUGAAAUGUAAAACUUGGGGGCAUAAAAGACCUUUCUGGGUGCGUGCUUCUCAAUUUGGAUCACCGUUUCAUGAGACUCCUGUGGUUAAUGUUGGAGAGGCUAUUUCCUACUGUGGUAGAAUGUUGUAUUCUGCCCCAUUAGGGUAAUUAUAGUAAUUCGAGUUCACCAGACUUGGGUUACAAGUCGUAGGGGUUCCACUGAGCAAUUGGAUCUUGAGUACGUAUCUUUCUAGCCUUUGUCUAAACCAGUCCUUAGCCUCUCUCCAUUCAUGAAUUCAUUGAAAAACUAUGCCUGGCAUUGGGUGUACCAAGAUGAAGAAAACAUUUAUGGUCAUGAGGAUCCAGAACAUAGUAUAAUAAUUAACUAUAAGAAAAUGUAUAAGUGAUUCUGGAAAAAUGUUGGCAGCUAGAGAGCAAAACCAAAUACCUAUGGACAGCAGUUAGCAAUAAAAUUAGGUGUUAAGCUGUUUCCAUGAACCUUCAAAUAUCAGCAAUUGGAGACAAAUCACCAGCCUGCCUGGUAUUGGUUUUUAUGAAAGUAGAGGGACGAAUUGGGGCAGUGUCUGACGGCCUGGAGAACAGAAGAAUCUUAAAUUAGCCAACAGCCAUUCACUGGGAAGAAGCUAAAACUUUGGGAUUUUAUCCUCUUCUAUAGUGAGGCACAAGUGCCCACAGGACCGCUGAAGUAGUUUACCCCAAUGAGCUCUGAAACCUGACUUGCCAAGACUCACCAGAGACAAGGCCCCACACUGAGGAGACCAUACUGAUGCUGAAGUCACACUGAACAGGAUAAAGAAUAAAGGGGGAGGGGAACACAGGAAAAUCUCAAAGCAAGCCACCAUAUUCUUGAACACUACUCAAAAACGGAAAGUCUAGCUCUGUGAAGUCAGAAGAGCUUUCCUAAACUCUUCUAAGAGUUCAGGAAAAUCUAAAUUCAUGUAAAAAUGAGCAAUAAAAAUACUAAUGUCAAAUUUCAUAAACAGUUAUUGUCAAAAUGUAAUAUGAAUGCUUCUGUAAGCAAAAUACCAGAAGGAUCUCUGAAGAAAUAAUUUAGGGGAAACUUAUCAGCAAAUCAUUCAUGGAUGUAGCAUUUGCCCACCUUGCUACCUAAAUCAGAGUUGUAAUGUUGAGCUAAGUUAUGUGCAGCUGGAGUUGUGGUUUCUAUUGUCCUCAGGGAUAUUUUCAUUCUGGCCCUAUUAUGUGCUGUUUGAUAAGAGAACAGAAGGGGUAUGGUUGUAAAGUCAUGAUUUAUUUACUUAUGAGGGCAAAAGGGAAUAACAAGGAACUUGAGAAAAUUAUGACUUACUCAUUCCAUGUAGGGUUUCUGAUCGUUUUCCUUCUACUUUUACAUUGUGCAUCACCCUUCUCUUGCCCCUCCUUUCAUGCUUAUCCAGCUCAGACUACUGGGCAUAUCAUUAUAAUUUCUAUAGUUUUGACAGUUGGUUAGUCCCAAAUCAUCCUUGAUCAUCUGUUUUCUCUCACCCUAUAUCCAAUUACUUUGUCCAUCAAAUAAAUAGAUUGAAUCGCCUAUUAAAUACCAGACACUCUUCUAAAGCACUGGGGAUACAGCAUGGAUCGAAACAAAGUUCCUGUUCUCAUGGAGUUUACAAUUUAGUUUGGUGGUAGGGGAGCAUUAAAUAUACAUGGCGAUAAGUGCUAUAAAGAGAAAUAAGGGUAAGAAAGGAGAGAAGCUAUUUAUGUAUGGUGCUCAGAAAAAGCUGAGGUCUCCACUACAAUGUAAGCUCCAAAAGGGGAAGGAUCUUCCCUGCUCAUUACUGCAUUUUUCAUGCUUAGAAUGGUGCCUGGCAUAUAACAGACAUGCAGUAUUAGUUGAAUGAAUAAAUAAUGUCGGCCCUGGAGAAAUUAGUUCAAACUUUCCCCAUUUUUUUUAUUAGGUCAGCAGCAGGCACAAUUAUCCCAAGUUGUCAUGUCACUCCAAUGCACCUCUUGCUGAAAUAAGAGAAAAGGAAGCUAUUUCGUAUGAGGCCAGUAACCUCAAAUCAAAAGGAAAACUUGAGAUCUCACCUGUCAUGACAUAGCUAUCCCUUUGCCAUCUUCCGCUAGGCCAGGGGAGUUGUCCGGCUCAUAUUUGGUAGCCUGGAUAAGUAGGAGUGUUUCGUGAAAGAAAAAUCCUAACUACUGCAAAGCUGCAAAUCGAUUUCCUCGAGGGUAAUGCUUAGCUUCUGUUAGUCCCAUAGGCAAUAGAUACUCGCUGAAUGAAUGAGUGGAAUGACUGAAUAAUGAAUCGCGACCCUGCAUACAGCAGAACUAGGGAGGGCGGGCCCGCUCCGGGUUCAGCUGUAGUGAGUGGGUGACACCCCGUGAAAGAGCUGCGUGGAUCAACAACUCUAGAUCGGGAGCCCAGCUCCCGGGCCUGCGACAGCCCCAAAAUGCCAGGCUUAAACAACACCGCUACUUAGCACCUAAGAAACCUAAAACCGUGUCCUGCGCGUGCGUCACCGUCCCAGCGUGGCCCGCCCCCGCCCCGCCCACAAGCAGCCCUGUUGUCUUUUAUUGGCUGCCUUGCGGAAGACCCGCCCUCAUGGGAAGUAAAAACAUGGUAGCUUCGAUGGCCUGGUCGAAUUGCCACGAAUAGGCAGUUGUCUUGGAACGGCCAAUCAGAAGCCCCGAUAUUCAGCCUUGUCCAAUGAGGUCAGAUAUGGGUUUUGACCCGCGGAGUUUGAUUUUCGUCCAGGGACGCGGAAGUACGUCCUGAGGUAGGGGCGAGCGGUAGGUUGGUUGGGCGCGGAAGGAGGCGGCUGCGCCCCCGCGGAGUUGCCCUGGCUGCGCUAGGAGCUCAGCGCCUAGCCCGGGGUCGACCUCAUACCCUUCGGUGAGGCCGUGGUCGCUGUUUGUGGCCUGCAAGCCGGAGCGCGCGGGCGGACGCGGGGUGGACGUCUGAACUCUCCUGAACCAGGACCAGCGCACUCCGGAGUUCUUCGACUGGGGAUUCCGAGACAGCGAUUCAUAACGCGUUGAUGUUCUCGUGUUGCCGGGAGGCUAGGCUUCGGAGGAAGGUGAGCAAGGCCACCGUGCUGGUUUUGGACAGCCCCGGAGGAAGCUUGUGGCCAAAGCGAGUGACACGACCGGGUUCUGGUCGCGGCCUCUUACCAGUGGGGUGACUCCGUAACGUUACCUAUCUGGGAUUCUUGCUCCUUAUCUUUGAAGUACCAAGAGACUUACUAUGUUUCCUUGAAUUUGCUUCUGUAUUUGCUUCAUCAAUGUCUUUCAUAUUGAAUAUCUUAAGAAGGAUGCUGGAAUAUUUUGGUGUCCCCAUAGACCAGGUUUUGCUGAUUUGGGAGAAUAAAGACUAUGGAUCAACCCGGAGUAUUGUUCGUAUUAUUGGGAAAAUGCUGCCAUUAGAACCUUGUCGAAGACCUAAUUUUGAGUUGAUCCCAUUCUUGAACUCUGUGGACUCUGAUAACUGUGGAUCUGUUGUUCCAUCUUUUGCGGAUGUUUUGUGUGUGGCUAAUGAUAAAGAAUCCAGUUAUCUCAGAUUUCGAAAUAGUAUAUGGGAAAAUGGGGAAGAAGAGAAAAUUGAAUGUUUCCAUCCUUUGCCACUAGUUUGGGGUCCAGUGUCACCUGCUCUAAGACAUAACAAACCAGGAAAAAAUGAUCUGCCAGUAAAUGAAGCUGCAAUUAAAAAAAUAGCUGCCCUUGAAAAUGAGCUCACUUUUCUUCGCUCUCAGAUUGCUGCAAUUGUGGAAAUGCAAGAACUGAAAAAUAGUGCAAAUUAUCGCUCUUUGGACUUGAAUGAUGGGACCAUAAGUUUGGGACAAAUGCCAUCAUCGGGGGCUGCUCAGCUGUGUGUGGAACCAGAUGAGUUUCCAAGUCCAGCGCUUUCCUCCCCUCCUCCUCCACCACCACUUCCUCCUCAGCUUUCUUCUCUCCAGCCUCCAUGUUUUCUUCCCACACAACCAGGAUCUAAUAAUAUUUGUGACUCAGAUAAUUCAGUGACUGAAAUUAACAAACGUCACCCAGGUGCUAGUAAGACCAACUGUAGUCAUUCAAAAAGCCAGAGAAAUAAAGAUGUUCCAAACAUGCUGGAUGUUCUGAAGGAUAUGAACAAGGUUAAGCUUCGUGCUAUUGAACGGUCACCUGGUGGUAGACCCAUUCGUAAAAGGAAAAGACGAAGUUCACAAUGGGAUCCAGUGUCUUUAAUAUCUCAAGCACUUAAGCAGAAAUUUGCCUUCCAAGAAGAUGAUUCUUUUGAGAAAGAAAAUAGAUCUUGGGAGUCUUCCCCAUUUUCUAGUCCAGAAACUUCAAGGAUUGCACAUCACAGUCAGAAGGACUGAACUAAAGAAAGAACUGGGAAACACAAAAGCUGUUGACCAAGAUGUCAGCAGCAAGAGCUGUGUCUAUACUUGGAUGGAAAGAUUGCAGAAAUAACACCAGCCUGUCUUUCACUGCAUUUCAAAGGAUCUUCUCUGCUGUUGAAUGAGGUUAAAUGAAGCCUGUGUACUGGGAUAUGUUAGUUCAGAGGUCUGAAGAGUCUUGAUUCUUAAGGAUACCUGUUUCUGGUUUUGGAAGAGCCAGCAGUUAACUGGCUACUGAUGAUAGUUAGCUGUCUGGAUUUUUUUUUAAUGUAUGGUAAUAAUAUGAAUAUGUUAUUCAGCUCUCAUGCCAAAUACAUACUUCAAAUAAGUUUCUUAAGCAAUUAUGAUUUCUUAAUUUAAGAACCUUUGAAUCUUUUAACAAUUGGUAGUGAUCUGGUUUACUUGUCUUCCAGCAACUUGGAGAUUUUCGAAGAGGAUAAAAUUAUACAUUUUCAUUAAGAUAGUCAUAGUUUAAAUUAUAUAGGUUGAGCCUUUUAAAACUUCUGAGAUGAUAAAUUAUUCUGAGAAACUUAUUUUCUUGUUAAAUGCUGAAAUAAAUAUUUAAAGUCUUCUUGACAAGUUUUACCUAUAUUUGCUAUGUAAAUAUGUAUGCCUGUCAUUUUUUGUUCCUUUGUUUCUUAUUACAUUUGUACUCUGUUUCUUUGUAAAUAGAGGGUAAAAUAAAAUGCCUUUUGAACUUGGUUGUGUCUUGUAGCAAUGCAAAUGUUUUCUUGCUACUUUGUGAAAUCUGACCUCUAUUUUUGUGAGAUGGAGUUCUGUAGGUAGAGUUUCUUGGAUAAUACUAAUGAAACACAUACAUCUGCAAUAGGUAUUUUGUCCCUUUUCACCCACAUACUCAUGUGAUAUGAAAAUUUCCAUGUUUCCCUAGACCUCCCCCAUUUUGCCAGGCUCUCUGCUUUCAGAAGAGCCCAACUUGCCCAGUUUUCUUGUGCAGUGACAGAAGGUUGGUUGCCUUGCCUACCUCCAUUUCCAACCCCUUUGUCUCCCUGGCCACUUUGCAGUUAAGAGUGGCCAUACAGUAGUCAUCUUAUGACCAUGAGGAACAGGCAUCGAAUCCCAGGGAUGCACACCCUGAUACUGCUGGUGUUUGUGAAACACCACCAGCAAGACCUAUCUCCAGACUUCUUGCUACAGGAGAAAGGUAUAUGAGAAAAAUAUACCUAUGGGCUUUCUGUUGCUUGGCGGCCAAAAGCAUUUGCAAUGAUACAACAAGUAUAGUGCUGUAGUUUUUGAAGCCUGCCUAUUAUUCCUUCUGUGAUUGUUUUUUGAUACUUCUUACCCUGCUGAUCAAUAGUUUAUUUGUUCUUGCUGUUGUUCCUGCCCUUCUUGUAUGUUUCUCUCACCCUGCCUUUUCUCAUUAUCCUUGUGAUAAGAAUUCUUUUUUCCUGAAAUAACUGCUUUUCAUCUCCUAAGGUAGGUAGGCUUGCAUUUUCAGUUUUCUAGUUUCUUUAUUCAAGAAUGUAUAACCAACAACUCCUCCAACAACCAGCAGAAACUUUUGGAAGAUACCAUCCUCUGCCAAAUAAAGUAUUUGUAUUUCUUAAUAAAUCUCAAGUUUAAUUUUUUGAGGACUUUUCUGCUCUAGAAUGAAUUUCCCACUUCAAAGCAUA
Microcebus murinus (gray mouse lemur) is the source of this 8745-nucleotide messenger RNA. Lineage: Eukaryota; Metazoa; Chordata; Mammalia; Primates; Cheirogaleidae. The record is from RefSeq and is a predicted model, not a curated record.